UUUACUCACCACCUGCGGUUCCGACUCAUGACCGGGAUCAUUACCGCUGUGACCGCUCCAUUUCAGUUUCAAACAAUCUGUAAAUCCAGCGUAGAACUGGGCCUUGUUUAUGAAAGCAGCCACGGAAAACACAACACACAGGCCCAUACUCAAAAAAAAGACCAGGAAGUUUAUGAGGAUUUGGAAGAGUAUUUUUGGCACAGAAAUACUCCGUCAUACGUCCAACUCGUGUUUUGAAACUUUGGCCAUGUUUAGCAUGAGAAUCCAACUCUUUAACAGAGUAAAUAAGUCAGAAUAUAUGAAAUAGCAUUCUUCUCAGAACUAAACUAAGUUUGACUGAAUUUUGACUUUGGCUGAGUUAUAAAUGAUUUCUAAUCUCUUUAUAAUCUUAUAUUAAAUUAUAAUAUUAUUUUUAUGCAUAUUUUGUUAAGACAUAGAUUAAAAAAAAAAAAAAAAAAAAAAACAUUAAAGAGUUCGCCUUGCUCAGAUCUUGAUUUUGACCAAUCAGAUUAGAGGAGCGAUUGAAUUACCCCAAUUUGGCGCCAAACAAUAGAAAUUAUAACAGACUUUAAUAGAAAGCGUUGAUGAAUAUUCCUAAAUUACCCAAACGUUACGCUUUUAUUUAGUGUCAUGUGUCGUAUUGUUCAAUGCGAACAAAUAUGGAUUUAAACCAGGAUGAGACCAUCGCGACCGAUGACGACAGUGGUGAAGCAGACCAGAGCUUUUACCUCAGCAGGUUAAUGUUGACAGAACAUCAGUUAUCGUCCCCCAUCGUCGUCUCUCCUGGUGUCCUGAGUGAAGAGAUUUCUCCUCAAAUUGACCUGCGGUGUUGCACCAAACAGAGCAGAAAUACAUCUACAACGGAACAGACUCAUGGCACCGUGGUUCCACCAGCAAAUGUUGUAAGAGUUCAAGCUGUUCUUAAUGAAGGAGAAAGUCCUUCAGAAAGGGAACACAGUGAAGUGGUGAGACCCAUUUCCAUAAAUGGCAGCAACUUGGAAGCCUCUCACCUGCAGCCUGAGCCUUCUUUGAGACGUUCAUUGAGAAUAAGUGCCAAGAAUAACGGAAAAAAAUCUGAUCCAUUGGCCACAAUGAAGAAUACUCAACUACUUAAUACUCAACACAGGUCACUGAAGGAGAGUCCAGACACAAGUGAACAACAAACAUUACUCACUGAACCCUUCGUCAAUACAGGUUUCCAUGGCAAAGGCAUUAUAAAACAAAAGACAGGGAGAUCCCUAUCACUCAAAACCAUUCAGAAGCGGAAUCGAUUUGGAGAGACAAAGCUGCAUUUGGCUGUCAUGAGGGGAGACAUUCAAGACGUCAAUGCCUUUCUUACAGUUGGUGUUUCUGUUAACGUAACAGAUUAUGCAGGUUGGACUCCACUCCAUGAGGCAGUGUGCAGAAACAACUAUGACAUGACAGAAAUUUUACUUGAAGCUGGAGCCCUAGUCAACUGCAGAGGAGAUAAUGGAAUUACACCUUUACAUGAUGCCAUACACUUUCAGUAUUACAAGAUAGUAGAUCUACUUCUGAAGAACGGUGCUGAUCCAUUAUCAAAGUGUGACAGAGGAAAGACUCCUAUGGACAUGACCACCGACACAUCUUUGGACAUACUGGGGGAGAAAUACCUGCAAAAGCCUAAAAUAGAUCCUUUUACAGCUGAAAAUCCACCCAGAGAUACUGAUUCUGAAUUUAAUCCAAAUAUGAGCAAAAGAAACAACCAGAACUCCAUCAGAGACACAAGAGCUCCUCUUCCUAAAUCAACUGUCGAAGGAACUGCUGAUACAAUUGAGCAUGAAAGCAGCCUGCAGUCUUGUGAAGAUGAACCCAUUCCUGGUCCAAGCAGAGGACAGCCAAACUAUGAUCCAUCCAUGAAGUUUCAGGCCCCUUUCAAAGUGGAACCAUCACCUCAGACUAGCAGCAAUGUACUGUGUCUUGUGAGAGACCAAGGACAGGACUUCUGUAGCCAGGGUCCCUCUCUGGUUCAAGAUCAGGAGAGUGAGGGAUCAGACACCUCCAGCUGCCUAGACAGUGAUGUUACAGUGGAAUAUAUCGAAGAUAAUUCAUCAUCACCAGAGCAUUGGACUCUAUGUGCCACUCAAGAUUUCUCUGGUUCCUAGAGCACUAGAUGUUUCUGUGGAUUGUCAAAUAUCUGAAGUUCAUUCAGUUGACAUUUGACACUUAAAUUUUGGGUUUUUUUCUGUAAGUUAGUUCUCUUAUGUUCUUUUACAUCAUUUGAGCUGUAUGCUGUCUGUGAUAAUACAUGCUUUGGUGGAAGUGAUGUCAUCGCCUUAGUAAUCAAUUACAAAAUGUAUAGGCAUAUGGUAUAUGUUCAAAGUGCUGCAAUUUUCCAUAUGAAUUUGUAGCUGCAUUUUAAAAUUUACAUGAAUGUCCAGCCAAAAUUGUAUUAAAAAUUGUAUGUUAAUUACAUUUGUUUUGUUAUGCGAAGUAAGCAGUGUUAUACAAGUAUGUAAUUAAAAUUUAUAAUAGCAGAUCUACUCUAGUUUCAUUUGUUUGGAAUUUAUGACACAAUGUAGUUGUUCAUUUGAUUUAAACAUUUGAUCUGUCUUCUGAAUAUGGUUGUAAACACAAUACCACAUAGUUUUAGGGGGAAAUUAUUUGUUGCCUUUUGAUUCAUUCAAAAAACCUUAACGCCUUAAAAUAAUUUUAAUGCAAAUAAAUUAGUGAAGCAUGUGAAAUUGCAUCAUUAAUGUAAUUUAUUUUACGCAGUUAGAUGAUCUUGGGUGUUGGGA
Ctenopharyngodon idella (grass carp) is the source of this 2756-nucleotide messenger RNA. RefSeq names its product ankyrin repeat domain 31 (gene ankrd31). Gene Ontology annotation, cellular component: nucleoplasm. Gene Ontology annotation, molecular function: protein binding. The record is from RefSeq and is a predicted model, not a curated record. NCBI's taxonomy places the organism in Eukaryota, Metazoa, Chordata, Actinopteri, Cypriniformes, Xenocyprididae.